UCUAUGUGCAGCUCAGGCAGGUUGGCCAGCUUCUACAGGUUCCUGAGAAUUACAGCCGGGAGCUGGGUAGGAAGAAAGCAGUUUCUGGAAGAUGCGUCCAGUUACUGCAGGCAUCUUCAAGGCACUACUGUUUAUUUUCUCCUCCCUGUGCGCCUGGUAUUCUGGGUACCUGCUGGCGGAGCUCAUUCCUGACGUGCCCCUCUCCAACACUCUCUACAACAUCCGAAGCAUUGGAGAGAGACCUGUUCUCAAAGCCCCAGUCCCCAAAAGACAAAAAUGUGACCAUUGGUCCCCAUGUCCUCCUGACACCUAUGCCUACCGGCUGCUCAGCGGUGGUGGCCUAGACAAGUAUGCCAAGAUCUGCUUUGAGGAUGAAAUGCUAUUAGGAGAGAAGACGGGGAAUGUGGCAAGAGGGAUAAACAUCGCUGUUGUUGACUAUGAGACGGGGAAAGUAAUAUCGACAAAGUACUUUGACAUGUACGAAGGUGAUAACUCUGGGCCAAUGACCAAGUUUAUUCAGAGCACCCCUUCGAAAUCCCUGCUGUUCAUGGUGACGCAUGAUGACGGAAGCCACAAACUGCAGGCUCAAGCAAAGGAUGCCAUAGAAGCCCUUGGAAGCAAAGAAAUCAAGAACAUAAAGUUCAGAUCAAGCUGGGUGUUUGUUGCAGCAAAGGGCUUUGAGCUCCCUGCAGAAAUGGAGAGAGAAAAAAUCAACCACUCAGAUCAAUCCAGGAACAGAUACUCCGGCUGGCCAGCAGAGAUCCAGAUCGAAGGAUGCAUACCCAAGGGGCUGAGAUAACGGCGCGUGGACCUCAGUAGACCUGUUUCGUACAGAUGUGCUCAGCUGGAACAUCACAGGAUUCUGUUCCUUCGAGUCCAGCUGUGAAGGAAAGGGCUGAUGUGGAUUUGCAGUUUGUUGUAAACAAUAAGACAUUGUUGGUGACACUGACUCUUAGCAGCUGAUGUUAUCUCACUGCCGUCCGUACGGUGAAGGAAUUCUCAAGCCAGGACAACAGGCAGAAGGGAGUCAUUUUGGGGAUGGGGAUGGAUGGAGGGUGGAAAGAAGCAAAACUGCUUGCUGGCUGCUGAGCUUGUUCUACUCAUGUCGACGUCAGGCCACUGUCACAGGUCUCCACAGCUCUUCAGAGUGAGCUCUUAUCCCACUGUCAUGUGGGACACCCUUGUUCCCGCCAUUUAUCUUCUGGGGAAUGAAUGAGGCCUUAACCAUCA
This is a messenger RNA of Rattus rattus (black rat), 1230 nucleotides long. It is a transcript of the gene Fam3b, whose product is annotated as FAM3 metabolism regulating signaling molecule B. The transcript has 8 exons. Bases 92 to 799 code for a protein of 235 amino acids. Lineage: Eukaryota; Metazoa; Chordata; Mammalia; Rodentia; Muridae. The record is from RefSeq and is a predicted model, not a curated record.